GCUCGAUGUAAAAUGAAAGCAACCACACAAUGCAGUAUUUGGUCUCUCAUUGUCUUAUCAGCAGUGUCGGCAACAGCUCAGCUGAUUGAAGGUAACCCGCACUUUUCACACACACCAUCGUUGGCGCCGACAUUACAGUUGACAGCCACGCCUACAACUCCCUUUCAAGUUGCCUCAUCGACACAGCCUUACGCUACCUCUCCCAAUCAGCCACCAUGGCUAGAUAACAAACACUUGCCUCUAAGGGAUCCGAAGAACACGGCACGCAAUCUCUAUGCGCCGUAUCAAAGUUUUUCGAAGGCGGAUGUGGCCAACUUUCCGAAUGUGGUUAUUAGACCCGAUGGUUCGGCAGCACAAACAUUUAGUGCAUAUCGCAAGGGCCGCUCAGGUAACCCCAAUCUUCGUCAAGCAAACCGGCGCUCCGACAAUGCUGAGGUAGAAAUUAUAAAUGCCCCAGCAGUGGAACUGCCCUCCAGCCCCUUGAUAACCAUUCCUAAGAAUGUGGUACCAGCUGCAUUGAGCAACAAUUUCACCAGGCAAGGUCGUAAACGAAAUUACCUUUAUAUUCCUUUGCAGCCAGACCCCUCCCAGAACUAUCUCUUACAGCUCAAGCCUAAGGGCAAUGCAUCGCUAAGUGAUUUGGGACCACCAACAAGUGAUGUCCUCCCAGCUGUUCCCGAAAUUGCUGAUGAGGUGACACCAUCGACUGACAGAACGGAACGCAGCGAUAGCUUUCCUGUUAGCACACCUACUUCAACAGAUCGCUAUGACAGAGGCGAAGAGACAAGCAGUCGGCGAGUGGGUUUCCAAUUUCCCAGUUACAGUCUGAACCCCUCAAGCCCAUUCCAACCCCAAGGCUACCGAGAGGACAACCCUGUUUUUGGCGAGACGUCCGGCUUCGAGGAGGUUCCUUUGCAAGAUAAGCGUCUAACUCGUCAGUUGGUAUUCGAACCCGACGUUUCUCCAACCUCCUACUCAUACGAUUUUUCGGGUAUAGGAGCUAGCACGAUACCCCACACAUUAAACUCUGCCGUGGCAGCUGGGAAACAAUAUCGUGAAGAGGUUACAAAAUUUGGUGACAUUAAUGGGCCCAUUACUGCUCUACCGCAAAGGCCGCAGCGAGGUUUGUUCUUCGGUGAUACAGAGUUCCGGACUGGUUCUCUAGUACGGCCUUUUUCACCCCAGAAAACAUUCAAUGAGUACAUAGACCCAUCGAGUUCACGUAAAAGUCGUUAUUAUCCCUUCAAGUCAUCGCGUAGUCCCCGUGUGGUUUUUCCCACCAACGACAAUGUGGGCACAACGGGACCCAGUUCAACCGGAACAGGAGUCUAUUUUAAUGACAAUGUGGUAUUUCGUGAUCAAAAUUUCGGUCUGAACGAGUUAGCUUCGGUUCAAGAUGUGCGCAAUGAAUUCAGUUUGCAGGAUCUGGACAGUACCUCGGAGAGUAGCAGUCUGAAUGGAGCUCAGUCAGCCAGUACCUUUAAGGAAAAAGUUGACAUCACAAGCGAAUUGGAGUGCCAGCAUCGCGGUGGAACCUGUGAAUUUUUCAUAGGCUGCUGGAUGACUGGCGGCCUGCUGCAGGGCACUUGUCACGGCUUGUUGCGUGGCUGCUGUCAUCGCACAGCAAAGUCAGCCAACUUGCGCACCUCCGAAUACGUGGGCAACACAAUCGAUUUGACUGAUCUUCCGCAAAAGACUUAUGGACCCGUGAAAAACGAUCCCAGCUGUGGCAUAUCCUUGGCAAAACAAACCGCCCAGAGACGUAUUGUCGGUGGUGAUGAUGCCGGCUUUGGAUCUUUUCCCUGGCAAGCAUACAUUCGUAUUGGCUCCUCAAGGUGCGGUGGUUCCUUGAUAUCACGGCGUCAUGUGGUAACAGCCGGUCAUUGUGUGGCCAGAGCUACACCUCGUCAAGUCCAUGUUACUCUGGGAGAUUAUGUCAUUAAUUCGGCUGUGGAACCUUUACCAGCCUAUACUUUCGGUGUCCGACGAAUUGAUGUGCAUCCCUAUUUCAAGUUUACUCCUCAAGCUGAUCGUUUCGAUGUCUCUGUGCUGACACUGGAAAGGACGGUGCAUUUUAUGCCUCACAUAGCUCCCAUCUGUUUACCCGAAAAGAAUGAAGAUUUCCUAGGCAAAUUUGGUUGGGCAGCGGGCUGGGGCGCUUUAAAUCCUGGUUCACGAUUGAGGCCCAAGACAUUACAGGCAGUCGAUGUUCCCGUUAUUGAAAACCGAAUAUGCGAGAGAUGGCAUCGUCAAAAUGGCAUUAAUGUUGUGAUAUAUCCGGAAAUGAUGUGCGCUGGAUACCGAAACGGUGGUAAAGAUUCAUGUCAAGGAGACUCUGGUGGCCCUCUCAUGCAUGAGAAGAAUGGACGUUGGCACUUGAUUGGUGUGGUCUCAGCUGGUUAUUCGUGUGCUUCGCGAGGUCAACCUGGCAUUUAUCAUCGUGUGGCCUAUACCGUCGAUUGGAUUUCCUAUGUUGUCGGCCUGACAGCUAACAUUUAAAGGCUGCC
Messenger RNA from Musca vetustissima, 2507 nucleotides. RefSeq lists its product as uncharacterized. NCBI's taxonomy places the organism in Eukaryota, Metazoa, Arthropoda, Insecta, Diptera, Muscidae. Gene Ontology annotation, biological process: proteolysis. Bases 13 to 2499 code for a protein of 828 amino acids. The transcript is spliced from 7 exons. The record is from RefSeq and is a predicted model, not a curated record. Gene Ontology annotation, molecular function: serine-type endopeptidase activity.